Phalaenopsis equestris is the source of this 3320-nucleotide messenger RNA. RefSeq names its product protein arv1 homolog. Lineage: Eukaryota; Viridiplantae; Streptophyta; Magnoliopsida; Asparagales; Orchidaceae. The record is from RefSeq and is a predicted model, not a curated record. The coding region runs from base 272 to 1012 and encodes 246 amino acids. The transcript has 12 exons. Gene Ontology annotation, cellular component: cortical endoplasmic reticulum; Golgi apparatus. Gene Ontology annotation, biological process: sphingolipid metabolic process; regulation of plasma membrane sterol distribution; intracellular sterol transport.
AUUUUUUUACGGAGUCCUAAUAAUUUUUCCAGCCGCUCCCGCGUUUCAUCCAUCAAACAUCUCCUCGUCGCCGGCGAACUUCCCUCAGCUGCCAUCGUCUCUGCCAAGCGCAUCCAGCUUACAUCCACCAAUCUUUCCGUCGUGAUCGACCAUCUUUAUCGCUCCCCGUGUUCUCACUUUCUGUUUUCCCUUAAGCCCUAAACGCUUUCCCGACCACCUUUUCACUCGCAUUUGGAAGCAGGCAGAACACAUAAAACCCAAUAGUCUCGUUAUGAUUCCAUUCACUGAAGCGAGAGAGCAGAAACACGAUGGAUUUCGCUGCGUCAACUGUGGUCGGAGGGUUGGCAGAUUGUUCAUGCAGUAUUCUCCGGGAAACAUCCGUCUAAUGAAAUGCGAUAAUUGCAAGGCGGUCGCUGAUCCGUAUAUCGAGUGUGAAUUCAUGAUUAUUUUUAUUGAUCUGAUACUGCACAAGCCUAAAGCAUUCCGGCAUCUACUGUACAAUGUGCUGAAUUUGGAGAAGACUGACUUCAAGGCCAUAGCCUUGAAAUUAGCCCUUAUGUACUUCAUUUUAGAUGCAUACAGAGUGUCACUUUCUGUAGGAAGUAAAGGUACCCGGGUCUCGUCAAGGAGUGGUUUGGAGUUUGCCUGGACAUGCUUAAAGGUAUUGCUGAAUGUUCUACUUGGAAAUCUUAUGCUUGUAUCUGUUUUGUGGAUUGGGAUAAGGAUUCUGCUCAAUUUGAAUUAUCAUAUAUGCAGGUACAGAGAAAUCCUUUUGGCGGUUCUUGUUUCAAGCUACUUUAAGAUGUUCCUCUUAGCCAUGAUGGUCUGGGAUUUUCCUUCUGCUUCUAUUUUCAUCGUGGACAUCUUUGUUCUAUCUUUGAACACGGUCGCUUUAAGAGUUUUAACACAAUUGGGGACCACUGCAUGCUUUCUGCUCUGCUUCAGUUCCCAUGGUGCCAAAUUUAUAGCUUCAGACUGGCUGCUCCUUUUGGUUUCGUCGAAGCUGGGGUAGAAAAGGGGAAGACAACUUCAGGUGUACGUAAGGACUAGAAUGACCUGAGGAAAAGGUUAGCAGAAGAUACUGUUAAGCAAUUGUUAUUAGAGCAAGGUUGGCCAUGGUCUCUAUGAUGAAUGUGGGUGGAAGAUAGAAAAGAGAGUCAACCAACUCAAUGAUGGAGACAUUAGGUACUAAAAGAUACAAAUUGACAAUUGCAUGUAUUGGGAAAGUUAUUUUUAUCCCGCUUGAUGUGAAGCCUAAUAAAAUGAGCUUAGAAGGGGUGUGCUAUAUUUGGCAUUUUUUUUUCUCCUUAUGAGGUGGAGCUACAACACGGGCUGCAUCCCACUUGUAGCUAAGGCCAAAUUAACCUAUCAUUCACCGUGGCUAUUGUCUUGUCGUGGUCGAAGUGGCUAGACAUGUCUCCAAAUGCGUUUCCUCGAUGAAAAAAUCUCGAAACGAUGAAUUUAGGACAUGAAAUUAUGCUCCUUUAAAGAGUUAAUUCUCUUGUAUCUGUUAGAUUGAGGUGGUGAUGAGCUAUAAAUUUGAUGGAAGUUUUUCCAACUAGUUAAUUGCUUUUGACCUUAUCAAAUAUACGGAUAUUGAUGCCCAUAGUAUAAAGUGUGCACAUCCUUGUUAUUAGGUAAAUAACAACGUUGUUCUUAACACCAGCCUUUUGCUAAGAACAGAAGUACACCCUUGAAGAAAUUAGACUUAUUUAGCAUAGUAGGAAUUAAGUUACUUCUGGUUGCUAAUUUAUUCAGAAUUUUGUGAUCAGAGAGGAGCAAAAACUCUUAUAAAAUGAGACAAUGUCUUUAAUAACAGAGAGUCUGGAUGACAACUUCAAACAUUUGUUCAUACAUUGAGUAAUAUUAUUGCAUUUCAUUUAAUGUCUCGUUGAUGAAGGUGAGUAAUUGAGGACACUAAUUGUACCAACUCUAAAGAGAUUGCAGGAUACCUCAAAUAGCUUAAAGAAAUAUGAUAAGUUUAAUAUUGAUGGAACUCUUCCUAAAUAGGCUUUGGUGGCUUUCUUUGCCAAACAAAAUUCGCCCUUUUUGAAACAACAGGUGAUUGGAGCCAUAAUGGGGUUAAAUCCAUGUAUGAACCCUCUAAUGGUGGGUAGCUAGCCCAUGAAAAUUGCAAACGUAGUAAAUAAUGGUGGAAAUAGGUACUCUUGACUGACCCUAGUUUUAUUUGUGUUUGCAGGGACAUUAUCUUCAAAAAUGAUGAAUCCUAUAAUCAUUCAAGUCAUAAACAAGCACUUCUCAAUAUAAAAACAUCUUUUCUUGGUAAAAAAAAAUUAAAACUUGCGACAAAUGAUGUGUAUUUUUGCACUUAAUUUGAUUGAUAAUCAGAACGGCAUUAAGAUAUACUAUUAAAAAUCUCCUGAUAUGGAGAUGCAAAAUAUGAGUCAUCACCCACAUGAAUGUGUUGGAGGCGUUGGUUAAGACAAAUCUCAUCACCAAGAACUCGCAUAAAUCAUCAUUCAUUUUGAAGAUCAUUUUCUAUCAUCUCCUUUUCACAUACAGAUUCAAUGAUAUGUGUUUCUUAGUUUGAUCUUAUAAUAUAUAGUCACAUCAGCCAUCAUAUCAAAUAUGUCAUCAAGUUGAGGUUUGAAAACUUAUAAUUGAUAGUAAUUUUAUUGAUAACACAAUUAUCCACACAUGUGAAUCACUUGCUAUCCUUUUUCAUAGUAAUAAAUCCCUUUAGAAAUUAGUUAAUCUGUCAUUUAAUCUGUUUAUGCACAUCUGAGCUUAGUUGGUAAUGAAGCAAAUUAGGGAGAAAACCUAAGAACCGAUCUUUGACUUGUUAAAUGACAAACUAAGCUCUUGGGUGACAUUCAUUUCAUAAAUCUAAGGCCUACUUAGAAGUAUGCGGGCAACAUUUUUUUCAAAACGACAUCACAUAAUAUCUUUUCUAUAUGUUUUCUUAGCUCAGGAGUCCUUUUGUUGGCUUCAAAAGGAAUACAAAAUAAAAUGAUGCUAUGUAAUUAAAAUAUAGUAUUUUAGGUGGUUGGCAGCCGCAGGCAGCUUGUGGCGACGAGUGAUGACACCAGCUGUGGUGGCAAGUUUUGCAUUGUAUUCAGAAAUAGGCUUGAAUCUCAUGAGUUAGAAUAAAUUGUUAUCCUCAUCGCCAAGAGAGCAUGUAGCCAAAGGCCAAGCUCUAUUGCUCGCUUGGCGCUGAGGAUAACAACUAGGCGGCAGGAGGUGGCCAAUUGAAAUUGGGGCAUUUACAUAUAUACAAUCCAAUUCCUGUGUAACUACAUAUCUACACCUAAACUAUGCUUUCCACAUUUAUUUCUCUCAAAUCUUUCAUAUCACAUAAA